CCUUCUCCGGCCUCCCUCGGCUCCCUCUUGCCCCCCCUGCCCGCCGUGGGGCCGCGCUCCCGCGGUGGCAGCCGGGCAGGAGGCAGCUGCGGUUCGGCUCGUCCGGGGUGUUUCUGAGUAGGCUUUUCUGCCUGGGGGAGUGGCUCUCUGCCGCUGAGAUUUCUCGGUUGCGCGAACUGCAAAGCUGUUUGGAUAACAAGAUGAAACCUGCAGAGCUGCACUAUGGGAUUCUGUGUUGGUUUUCCUUGGCAUUGUGUUGUUGGUGUACUUCAGAUACAGUUACUCAAAGUGACAUCCACCCUCAUCCUUGGAAAAAGCUGUAUUUUGCUCAUCAUUGGCCAGUGACUGUAUGUAAGAUGGAUGCUAAUGACUGUCAUGACCCGCCAAUGUACUGGACAAUCCAUGGAUUGUGGCCUGACAGAGCUGAAGACUGUAACAGGACAUGGCAUUUCAAUGUCACAGAGAUCAAGGAUCUUAUCUUAGACAUGAGACACUACUGGCCUGAUGUGCUUCAUUCAUCUCUGAAUCGCACCCAGUUCUGGAAACAUGAGUGGGACAAACAUGGCACUUGUGCAGCCACACUUGAGGUCCUUAAUUCUCAGAAAAAAUACUUUGGUAAAGCCUUAGAACUCUACCACCUUGUUGAUCUCAAUGGUUGUCUUUUGAAAGCUGGGAUAAAGCCAGGCAGCUCAUAUUAUAAGAUGACUGAUAUAAAGGAAGCUCUUACAACAUUUUAUGGUGUAACACCGAAGAUCCAAUGCCUUCCUCCAGAAGAGGGUGAAAAAGCACAAACAAUUGGCCAGAUUGAAUUCUGCUUCACCAAAGAACUGCAACUGGUAAACUGCAUGGCGCUGGAGGGGGAGUCCAACCCAAUGCAGGGUCACUUGAAGCUUGGAACUUCGGAGCUGUCGGUCUGCAAUGAUACUCUCCCAACCUAUUACCCUUCAGAGGUCCAAGAUCACAAAUGAAGCCAUAAGAGUUUGAAAAACUUUUUAAACAGCAGCAAAACCCAAUGUAAUAUUACAAGUCCUUGUCUAUAUCACGGGCCUAUAGUGAAGAUUUGUGCUGGAAAACACAGUUCUUUUUCUAUUAAAGGAGAGUGGUCCACAUGAUGGGAUCAGCAUCUGAUCUACAGCUUGGUCUGGACUUUUUGGCUUGCUUAUGAUUUGAAUCAAUGUUCAAAAGAGAACUGCGACUUCUCAGUUAAGUCUGCCACUUCAGCUGCUGCUUUUUGGUUUUUACCAGUGAGUCAGGGAAAUUAAGUAAUUCUUUGUAUUGAAAGGAUGAUUGUCUCUCUGAAUGUCGCCUCAUCUUUCUUGAUAAGAAAAUAGUGUUAACAAAAAACUGUGAGACCUGUUUGGAGGUCCAUUCCCAGAUGCAAUAGCCACUGCCUUGCAUAAUUGCUCUCCAGAAGUGCAGAACAGAGAUCAUGUCCUCCGAGUUGUUGAACCUUUUCUCACUCAGGGAUCACACUGGCCCAAAGACAACUUUUGCAUAAGUUCUUAGUGAAGUAAUAACUUCCUGCAAGUUUGGCCUUUUCUACCUAAAACAUCCCAGGGAGACUGUAUUUGUAGCCUUACCUGUUCUUUGAUUAUUUUUGUGGCACUAGCUCCAAACAGUCUUGAGAAACAGUCAAUGCUAGAGCCUACAUGUUAGUUUAGGAGAAUAUUAGGCCCUAGAAAUAUGUUGUUACUAAUUUUUAGCUGUAUUUGAGCAUUCAGCAUUACUACUUGUGAGUGCCUGCGCUUUUGUAUAAAAACAAGAUUGUCACAUAAUUACUUUGUUCCAAGAAACAUCUUUUUAUAGAUGAAACAGUAAAUACUACAGGAUUUUCAGUAAAAAGUACAGAUGUUGGCAAUAGUGCAUCUUUACCCCAUAAUGAUGAGUAAUGUGCCACAAAGUUGGAUGUUGCCAAAGGGAACCAAAUUGUGAUCGCGUCUUCCCCACUGUGCCGUGUUGAUUUGUGUCUCAAAUUGUGUUUCAAAGAAAGAAUUAUGGCUCAAGGAACCAUCUGUUUGUUAGAAUAAUGUUACUGUGAAAACAUGAAAUGCAGUAUUAGAAACAAAUUUGUUAUUUUGAAGGGAUUGGAAACUAUUUGCUCUCAUUUUUGGCUGUCCUUCUUUCUCUACCACCUUUUCAUUUAGUGCUCUAUCACCUUUCCAUUCCAGAAUGCUGUCAGUUUUUUGGCCUUUCUGGAAACUCAGGUAUUUAUUUAUUUUAACAACCAAGAAAUUAUUAUGGUCUGUCAAACAAGUGAUUGUUGGGUUUGCUUGGUUUUCUGUAGUUGCUUUAAUUCCUCAGUCCUGUUUCUCAGUCAAAGGUAAAGCUGACUCUUACCAAAAGGAGUCAGCAGAUAGGCACAUGAGUCACAAAUUACAAACUCUGCAGCAGAGUAGAUAGUAUGGAUUCCAUGCAUUUUUCAGCCCCAUUUUCAAAUGCAAUAAAUGCAAAGGAGCUGAUAAGUCUUAAAACUUUGAGGAGAAAAUAACAUAAUCCAAAAUGAGUGAGGGAGAUAACAUGCCAGCAACUGAGUAAAAAUUGAGUGAGAAAAAGUGAAGCUUGGCUAAAACAACCUCACAUACUUUGAAGUCUCAUUUAAAAGGACAUAACUGUACUACUAUAUUUGCCUUAAAAAACCCACAUCCACCUCCAUUUUUAUUACAGAUUAAAUAUUUAAAAUUUUUAUGGCUAACUUUUGAGUAGUAGCAAUAAAACACUAUGUAUAUGACUACUGUUGCUUGGGUUUUGGCAAACCCAUCUGCCUAACUUCUGGGAUCUUCUACAGGUGUCUUUUAAAAGCUACCUACUGAUUGUUAUACAGAGAUGUGCCAAGACAUGAAGUUUUAAGUGAUAUAUUUAAGGGAUGCUUUAAGGUCUGUAUCUGGGCAGCCAGGAGAGCAGCUGAAUGAAUGCUGUCACCACUUCAGACCAAAGAUCAUGUCCAGCCCUUUGUGUUCUCUAUAGCCAUGGCUCACAGCCAGUUGUGAGCCUUGUCAGUUACUUUCCAUCAGAAUGUAUAUAAUUUCAAGAGUUGGAUUAAGGCAGUUUAAAUAAAAGAAGUAAACAAAGGUAUACUGGGAGCUUCAGUCCUGAAAAGCGUCGCUCCCUUCCUGGUGCAAUAUAAAUUCUGUCAACCUUGACAAUUCAGCACAGCCUGGGGAUGGUGGGUCCUAUACUUUUUUCUGCAUCGUUGAAUAAAUUAACUAAAUUCCAGC
Hirundo rustica (Barn swallow) is the source of this 3215-nucleotide messenger RNA. It is a transcript of the gene RNASET2, whose product is annotated as ribonuclease T2. Gene Ontology annotation, molecular function: ribonuclease T2 activity; RNA binding. NCBI's taxonomy places the organism in Eukaryota, Metazoa, Chordata, Aves, Passeriformes, Hirundinidae. Gene Ontology annotation, cellular component: extracellular region. The transcript has 10 exons. The coding region runs from base 201 to 968 and encodes 255 amino acids. The record is from RefSeq and is a predicted model, not a curated record. Gene Ontology annotation, biological process: RNA catabolic process.